UUGCGGUGGAUGCGCUUGAGGUGCUAGUCCUGGUGGAGGACGUGGAGCUGGUCCUGGUGGAACUGGUAGAGCUGGCCCUGGUAGAGGAGCUAGUCCUGGUAGAAGAGGAGGUCCUGGUAGAAGAGCUGGUCCUGGUCGAGGUGGAAGAUGUCCUAGUAGUUGAGCUCGUCCUGCUAGUCGAGGUGGACGAGGCGGAGGUGUGGAAGUGGUGGUACUACUUGGACCGGACCUACAACUUGUGCUACUGGCCUUACCUGUGUGGCCGUUUCUCCCCCAUGGUACUAUCAAUGCCUCCGAGUCUGAGAUUUCCGUCCUAUAUCCUGGCUCAAGUAACAAAAGAGCUGCUAAACCUUGCUGAAGUGAAGCUAAGAAAGACUAGUCUUGGUUUUGGGGCCAGGAGCGUCUAG
Messenger RNA from Acaulospora colombiana, 407 nucleotides. NCBI's taxonomy places the organism in Eukaryota, Fungi, Glomeromycota, Glomeromycetes, Diversisporales, Acaulosporaceae. The record is from the annotation of a GenBank genome assembly.